Molecule: messenger RNA, 5546 nt
Organism: Tympanuchus pallidicinctus (lesser prairie-chicken)
Lineage: Eukaryota; Metazoa; Chordata; Aves; Galliformes; Phasianidae
Gene: SLC41A1
Product: solute carrier family 41 member 1
Exons: 12
Coding region: 1739-3286 (515 amino acids)
Biological process (GO): monoatomic cation transport; amino acid metabolic process
Cellular component (GO): plasma membrane
Molecular function (GO): hydrolase activity, acting on carbon-nitrogen (but not peptide) bonds, in linear amides; monoatomic cation transmembrane transporter activity
Source: RefSeq, a predicted model, not a curated record
AAAAACCCAAGAGGAGCAGCUGCUGAGGUGGACUUUGGGAUGGCAGAGCUCUGGGCCAUAAGCAGCAGUUGUGUGUUGCACGUUGAGUGAUGUCUGGAGUUUGGUUGUACAUACUGUGGUUUACAUACAGAUGGAAACACUGCUGGUUUGCAGCUCCAGGCAAACAUACAGUUUGCUGUUCAGUGAUAAGAAUAGGGACAAAACACAACCACCCAGAUUUCUGUGCAUUCCUGCCCUUACGUGCAGCCAUUAAUCUGAUGUUAUUAAUUUUUUCAGCCUCUUUUUUUUUCCCCAGUCUUUAAGCCUCUGAAAUUGGAAGUCGCUUAAAAGUCGAAGCUGCGAUUUGUAGUCAUUCACGCAUCCUUAAAAGAGGCUGAUCUGCCAACGUCAAAGUUGUCUUUUACAGCUAAUUAGUUUUCACUAAUGAAACAAAUGUGCCUGUGAGAAGCUCAGUGAAGAGAACAUGAUGGGGUGGAGGUGGGAUGUCGUUGGAUACAGCUGCACUAAGAGGCUGUUGCACUGCUGGUGAGAUGGGCUCCUUUCCCAGCUGAUCUUUUAACCAGCAUCAGUGGUGCUCUCAGGUGAUGCCAGGGUGAAUUUGAUGCUGCUGUUUUCUGACUGAUCUCUGAUUGUAGCUUAAAAUGCCGAGCUUUGAGGGGUUUAGCAAUGUUGCUUUAACAUGAGUUGCUCUGAUCUGUGUGGUGCUAGAAACGUUUUUUCCUCUCUUUUCUGUGACUGUCUCUUUAGUGAGGCCCAGGACAUGUUGUGAUGCUGAGUGUCUGAGUAAGGAAACGUGGCUUUGAACAGGUGAUUAGAGAGAGGCAGCAGCAGGUUACUGUCACAGACUGAUCCAAAGCCACAGCAAGGGAGUUGAGCUCCUCCAGAAAGCUUACAAGAGGAAACCUGAAAGGUGAAAGCCGGGUUUUCGGAGAGGAGAGUCUAAAUGCCAGCUCCUUCCCUGCAGCCUGCUCGCCUCAGUAAGUAACCUUAACUGGGAGCUGCUGUUACUUUAAAUAAGAACUCUCCGUGCCUCGUGCUGUAAGGUGAGAAAUUUCUUUUGGAAGAGGACGGCGGUGACACUUGGAACUCGCUGGCGGUGCUGGCAGCUUGGCAGAGAGCAGAAAGCAGGCUGGAUCGAAGCAAACGCCUGCAGGAGCUGUCAGGCUCGAGUUCUGCAGAGGAAAAGUGCCACUGGAGAAAGUAACAAAGCCCUGAGAGUAAGAAGAGCUGGAUUGUAUCACCCUGAAAGCCAACCCAUCUCACAGCUCUCCUCUGCUUCCUUUAAGCUUCUGUUUUAUUCAGUGAUCUUUACUGCAUCUGUUUUUCACUCUGCCUCGUGUGCUCCAUCACAACAGCUGUGCUGCUGGAAGAAAACCUGGAGAAAGAUGUGCUAAAGCCUCACACGUCAAAGAGGAGAAGCUUGGAUCCUGCCUUGGUGGCUGUGUACCUCCCAGUGCUGGAAGGAAGGAGGACAAGGAAGAACUUGCUGUAGCUCCCAGGUCCCGCUGUGUUCUCUGCUGGCUCAGCUGUUGGUGUCCCCCAUUCCUGGACUUUGCUUGAUGGGGAUCUCUGCUGCGGGAGCAGUCUCUGCACUCAAAGGCAGGAGAGCAGGGGUAGGAGAGGUGGCCUCUAGAUGCCGGAAAGGCCAUUUGUGUAAGCUCCUGGCAGAAGGUCUCUUCUGGAACAGCUGCUGGCUGUAGGCCCACCGAGCUGAGGUUCAGGAUAGCCUCUGUGCAGCAUGUCUUCCAAGCCAGAGCAGAAGGAGACCCACCAGGCCAAUGGUGCCGUGCUGCCUGCUGUGCCCAUGGACUGCCUCGUCAGUCCGGACCGGGGGCAGCUGGUGGAGCCCUCCAAUUUCCUGGGACCUGAUGGCGUCGGGGUGGAAGUGGUGGUGCUGGAGUCCCGUGCCAACGCUAAAGGUGUGCGAGAAGAGGAUGCCCUGCUGGAAAAUGGCAGCCAGAGCAACGAAAGUGAUGACACCAGCACAGACAGAGGCCCUGAGCCAGCCUCUCCGCUCAAGGAGACCUCCUUUUCCAUCGGGCUGCAAGUGCUCUUCCCCUUCCUCCUGGCAGGCUUUGGGACAGUUGCUGCUGGAAUGGUGCUGGACAUUGUGCAGCACUGGGAUGUCUUCAAAUACGUGACCGAGGUUUUCAUCUUGGUGCCAGCACUGCUGGGUCUGAAGGGGAACCUGGAGAUGACGCUGGCAUCUCGCCUGUCAACAGCUGCUAAUAUUGGCCAAAUGGAUACACCCAAAGAGCUCUGGAAGAUGAUAACAGGGAACAUGGCUCUGAUACAGGUUCAGGCUACCGUGGUUGGCUUCCUGGCCUCGAUUGCAGCUGUGAUAUUUGGAUGGAUUCCAGAUGGGCACUUCAGCCUUGACCACGCUGUCCUGCUCUGUGCCAGCAGCGUGGCUACUGCUUUCAUUGCUUCCCUUGUUCUGGGCAUGAUCAUGAUUGGAGUCAUCAUUGGAUCCAGGAAGAUGGGAAUCAAUCCUGAUAACGUGGCUACACCAAUUGCUGCCAGCCUGGGGGAUCUCAUCACCCUGGCUCUGCUUUCAGGAAUCAGCUGGGGCUUGUACAAAGAGCUGGAGAGCAAAGCAUACGUGAAUCCUUUGGUGUGUGCCUUCUUCAUAGCUCUGCUGCCCAUCUGGAUCAUCAUUGCCAAGAAGAAUGCAGCGACUCGGGAGGUGCUGUACUCUGGCUGGGAGCCAGUCAUCAUUGCAAUGGCAAUUAGCAGUGUUGGGGGUUUAAUUCUGGACAGAACAGUCUCAGAUCCAAACUUUGCUGGGAUGGCUGUCUUCACACCAGUCAUUAAUGGUGUGGGUGGCAACCUGGUGGCAGUGCAGGCGAGUCGCAUCUCCACUUACCUGCACAUGAGCGGGAUGCCUGGAGAGAGCCCUGAAACAGCCCCUCGCAGAUGCCCCAGCCCUUGCAGCACUUUCUUCAGCUCAGAUGUGAAUUCCCGCUCUGCCCGUGUGCUCUUCCUUCUGGUCGUGCCUGGACACCUGGUUUUCCUUUACACCAUCAGCUCCAUGCAAGGUGGACACACUACACUCACCCCUAUUUUCAUUGUUUUCUACAUGACAGCUGCACUUCUCCAGGUUCUCAUUCUGCUCUACAUUGCUGACUGGAUGGUGCACUGGAUGUGGGGCAGGGACCUCGAUCCUGACAACUUCUCCAUCCCCUACUUGACAGCGCUGGGUGACCUGAUCGGAACGGGGCUCCUUGCUCUCAGCUUUCAUGUCCUCUGGCUUAUUGGUGACCGGGAUUCCGAUGUGGGGGAUUAGCUCUCCCUGCUGCCCCUCCCCUCCUCUCAGUUCUCCUCCAUUAAUUUUUGUCAUGGUUGUUUUUCUUCCAUCCUCGCUCUCCUCCUUUCCCCCCCCCCCAACCCUGUCUCUCACGAGACUUCAUCUUUGAUACAAGGUUCUCAUUAUUUUCAAUGGGAAUUUUAUGUGGUUUAUAUUUCAAGCCAAGUUUGUACAGAAAAAUAAAUCUAGUUUUAGGAAGGACGCGAAAGUGUAAUGAGACAAUCACCAAGUGCAAUUUCCUAGCAGUUGUCUGACCAGUGUUCCAGGGGAGCUGCCCAUCAGUUGAUGGAGCACACUGGAGGUGAAGGGCUGCUUUGUUCGCUUCAUAAGCGUUUUAAAUACUGGAGAUAAGGUUCAGAUGUGUGUUGCUGAGAGGGCAACUUCUAGCAAAGUGCAGCCUUGUGGAUGAGGACACGGGGAUCUCCCAUUUUCUGUCCUGUGACCUUUUCUCCUUCAUGUUUUCUCCCCAAAUCCCUCCCCUGUGCCUCGCACCCAAAGCAUGCAGCUCUCUGGUCUGGAGAUGAUCCAGUUUUGUGCAUUUAGGCUUGCUUUCAGCUGCUGUGUGUGUGCUGCUGCUGCUGGGCCCACUGCAGCUGGGCAGGAGCUGCUCAGUACCUUCUUUUGCUGAGCCUGAAGCAUUUCAAACUCGGGAGCCUUAUGCUACUGCUGUCUCUUAGAAGAUGCCAUCUGUGUUCAGCCAUUGGCUUUCCCUGUAUGCGUAGGAGAAAGCAGGAAAACAGGUCAGCAGCACAGCCUGAGUUGUGCAGCCGUGCAUCGUUGGUGCAGCGCUGUGUGGCUCUCAGCAGAGCGCCCUGCUUGCCUUGAGCUGCGCGUGGAGCCUGAGGUUGGUGACAGCCCAGCAGAGCCUGAGCAACUGUGAGCUUUAUUUCCCUCCUGCUUUUUGUGCUGCCCAGCUGGGAGGUGGCCAGGAAGCUUUCCUUUCCUCUGCCUUUGCAGGCUGGGAGGAUUCUCAUGCAGUCUGCAGCAUGCGGUUCUGGCUGUGUGACUGAGGCGUUUGUAAAUCAUCUUCCUGAGUGCUGUCAGCACUUUGUACUUUUCCCAUUUGGAAAUUGAUUCAGUGAGCUGAGCACAGUUUAUUUAAGCAGGUCUUAUUGACUUGGAAGCUUCACUCAGCUGCAUCGAGUUUAAGUGAUGCACUCAAGCAGGCAGCACUGUUAAACAGGCUCAGAUGUAAACUGAAUGCAUGUGUGCAUGGGAGAGAGCUGCUAAUGUUGGUAGGGAUGGGGAUCAUAGCAUCCUAUGGCACCCAGUUUUGGUGCCGCAGUGCCCAAAGCACAGAGAUGCCCUCAGUGCCCAGCGUGGUGCCCUGGCUCUGAAAUAACACCUGAGCUCUCACAGAGCUCACACUGCAGCCCUGCUGUGCUGCUGCCUGGCCUGUUUGCCUGCAGAUCCAGAGCAUCACUGGAGAGCUGCAGGAUUUGGGGUUGCCUACAGGCUGCUGCGUUUCUUGUUUUGUCUGGAUUGGCUUCAGUUCCUCCCUUAGGUUGUCCUCAGCGUUUCUUGCACAAAGAGGCAGUGCUCCCUUCCUUACCUUGCUGAUGUGAAGCUCGCCUUCCUCCUCCCCAUCUCUGUGCUGUCCUUAGUUGCAGUAGCUCUGACCCUCCUCCUGUUCCCUGCAGUGAUUCUGGCUGCUCGCGGGUCUGAUUCAGCCGCAGCUCUAUUCAAAAACACCAAAAGGAAAACCAAAACAAACCAACCAACCAAACUCACACCCCAAAGCGAGCAGUCUGAGCCUGGGGGCUCCUACAGCAUCCUCUGCUGUCACCUCCUAUCCAUGCCUGAUGCCGAGGGCUGGACGUGAGAUUUCCUUCUGCUAACACACGUUUGUGUGCAGCCGUGCCAUCGCUGCUCCGUGCUGUGAUGUCAGCUUUUGGUUCCCCAGGAAAGAAGUGGUGCCAGAGCUGUGCUUGUGGUCUCCCAUGGGUGCAGAGGUGCUGCGGGGUGAAUGGAGUGGUGCAGAAUCUCAUUUAGCAUUUCAGCACGUCGACAGCCAAAAGCUUUUCCCACCACUUGCACUCGGUUGCAUGGCCCAACCUACAGCUGACUGCAAAUGAGAAACACCCGUUUACUUCUUUUUAUUAAAGGAAAAACAACAAAAGGACUGUCUUAAUUAUUUAUAGUUACUGUAACUGGAUUGACGGAUGUCAACUGCUGAUAAAUUAUAUUUCGUUAAAUAAAGAUGACAUUUAUUUAUGUGGACUUCGGUGCCGUUCUUUCA